Molecule: messenger RNA, 891 nt
Organism: Cotesia congregata
Lineage: Eukaryota; Metazoa; Arthropoda; Insecta; Hymenoptera; Braconidae
Source: the annotation of a GenBank genome assembly
AUGAGUUUAUUCCUGGGUAAAGAGUUUAACUCAAAAGUGGAAUUUGAAAAGGCUUGUGAACAAUAUGAGCUCAAAACUGGGCGAAAAUUUUCAUUUUCAUCCAAUUAUAUUGACACGCGUCAUUUAAAGAAACCAAUCAACAAUCCUAAACUUGAGAUUUAUCAUUGUCUUGCUACGUGUGUUCAUCAUGGAGCGCCUAGAGAAUUGAAAAAAAAAAAAGUAAAAAACCCUACCGUCAGGACCUAUUGUCCAGCUUAUUUUAAGAUGAACAUCCAUAAUAAUGAAACGCUGAGGAUUUACAAAUGGAAUAAAGAGCACAAUUGUGAAACCGUACCUGCUUCUAUUGCCUCUUCAUCUAGCGUUUCACAACAGCAUCAACAACAACAACAAUUGAGCAAAAUAAUGCCACCAGAGAAUUUUCGUCUGCAAAAACGUAUUCAUGAGUCAGAUUCAUCGAGUAGCGAUGAAUUCGCGAAAUCACCGUCACAGUCACCGUCACAGUCCCGUUCAAAGUCUUCUCAGUACUUACAAAAGUCCGUAUUAUCAUCAAGAUGUCCGUCAAAAAAGAGGCGUCUCCCUCUGUCUCCUAUCCCAGUCCCUCAAAAGCAUGCCGAUCUGCCAUUUAAUUCGGAGAAAAGUACAGAUGAAGAUAUUUCCGAAAAAGAUGAUGAAGGAACAUCUGUUCAGUCUCCACCUUACUCUCCAUUAUCUUCACCUAUAAAACAGCACGAUGGAAAUAAUGCAGAUGCGACGUACAGUCUCUCAGAACAUUCUAUUAUCUUUGAAGAAGAUUUGCCUGUUAUAACAGAGGGUGAAAACAACGAGAUACUGCAAGUACUUCUAAGAGGCUACAUUCAAGCUUCAACACCUGAAGAUUCACUGGUUGAAUAA